AUGUGGACAUGUUCCCAAUUAUAUGAACAGCACAAACCGGCUCUCACAGCUACCAGAAAAUCUGACCGCAUCCAUGAUGACUCGGUCCUACUACAACAUUCAUCCAACCACAUAACGAUCCAACAGUUUCGUCUCAUCACCGCACCAGCGCAGUCACCCAACAACAAUUACUUGCAGAAUCUAGCAUUUCCCAAGUACCUGAGUAUCCGGUUUGUGACAACGGCCAUGUCCAUGUCAACCAUCAGAACAUGCAUCAAACUAAACCCCCUCUACAUCGCCAACCCCGCCAACACAGGUACCCAACGCUCUAUUCGAAACUUGGAACAAGUCAUCCGUCGCCAUCAUUGUUGA
Molecule: messenger RNA, 351 nt
Organism: Pochonia chlamydosporia 170
Lineage: Eukaryota; Fungi; Ascomycota; Sordariomycetes; Hypocreales; Clavicipitaceae
Exons: 1
Coding region: 1-351 (116 amino acids)
Source: RefSeq, a predicted model, not a curated record